UCCAUUCACACAGACGUCACGUGAAAGGCGGGGCUUAACGUUUGAUUGGCAUUGUGUGUGUCCGAAUAGUUAGCCACGGGACCCAAGAAUACUGAAAGCUUUGAAUUUCUGACCGGGACGACUGGAGGAGAGUACUCGGGAUAACCUAGAUUCGGCACUUGGCUGGAGCAGUGGAUGAGAAGUUUGUAGCAGAUCGGGGAGGGAGUGGGAACGGCAUCGGCCACAAGUGUGUGUCAUGUCGUAACCGCUCUCUCGGUGUGUGUGCAGCUAUGCAGCAGGUGUUGGAUAACUUGGGCGAGUUGCCCUCCACCACCGGGGCUAAAGACAUUGACCUCAUCUUCCUCAAAGGCAUCAUGGAGAGUCCUAUCGUCCGCUCGCUGGCCAAGGCUCAUGAGCGUUUGGAGGAUGUGAAGUUGGAAGCAGUGCAGGAGAAUAACGUGGAUCUUGUGACUGAGAUUCUGGGUGACAUCAGUGGACUGAGCGUACGAGAUGACAGCGCAGCAGAGCUCUCCAAAAUCCUGCAGGAGCCCCAUUUUCAGUCUCUUCUGGAAGCCCAUGACAUAGUGGCGUCUAAGUGCUAUGAAGCCCCACCCCCUCCUGAGGUGACCAAUGAUGCGGCAGUAAACAACGCUCUUAUGCAGGCUGAUGCAGUCAGGAUGAUUGGCAUCCGCAAGAAAGCAGGAGAACCUCUGGGUGUGACCUUCCGAAUGGACAAGGGUGACCUGGUAAUCGCUCGCAUCCUCCACGGAGGGCUGAUUGACAGGCAGGGGCUGCUGCAUGUGGGUGACAUCAUAAAGGAGGUGAAUGGGAAGGACGUCGGCAAUAAUCCCACUGAACUCCAGGAGAUGCUCAAAGAAUGUAGUGGAGGAAUAACACUGAAAAUACUGCCCAGCUACAGAGAUGCUGCAGCGCCACCACAGGUUUAUGUGCAGCCACAUUUUGACUACAAUCCAGCCAAUGACAAUCUAAUUCCAUGCAGAGAGGCGGGGCUAGCUUUCAAAAGGGGUGAUAUCCUGCAGAUUGUCAACCGAGAAGACCCAAACUGGUGGCAGGCAUGCCAUUUAACGGAAGGAGGUACUGGGCUGAUUCCCAGUCAGUUUCUGGAGGAAAAGAGGAAAGCAUUUGUUCCAAGAGACCUGGAUGGAGCAGGAAUCCUAUGUGGAACACUAACUGGUAAAAAGAAGAAAAAAAUGAUGUACCUCACUGCCAAAAAUGCAGAGUUCGAUCGGCAUGAGCUUCAGAUCUACGAGGAAGUAGCACGUAUGCCACCGUUUCAGAGGAAAACCCUCAUCCUGAUUGGAGCGCAAGGAGUGGGGCGACGUAGCCUGAAAAACAGACUAGUUGUGCUACAUCCCACUCGCUUUGGUACCACUGUACCACACACGUCUCGGCGGCCUCGCAAUGAUGAGCAAGAUGGUCAGUCAUAUAGAUUUGUAACACGUCUAGAGAUGGAGAUGGACAUCAAGGCGGGCCGGUACCUGGAACACGGAGAGUACGAUGGCAACCUCUACGGUACUAAAAUUGACUCCAUCCAUGAGGUGGUGAACACCGGACGCACAUGUAUCCUGGACGUCAAUCCGCAGGCUCUGAAGGUGUUAAAAACCGCAGAGUUUAUGCCGUAUGUCGUGUUCAUCGCAGCGCCAGAGUUCGACACACUGAAGGCUAUGCACAAAGCUGUGGUUGAUGCUGGACUCACCACCAAACAGCUCACAGAUGUGGACCUGAAGAAGACCGUGGAUGAAAGCGCUCGCAUCCUGCGGGCUUACAGACACUACUUUGAUCUCAUCAUUGUCAAUGACAACCUAGACGGUGCAUUUGAGAAACUGCAGUCGGCUGUGGACCAACUCUGUACUGAACCACAGUGGGUUCCAGUGAGCUGGGUUUACUAAGGGCAUCUUUAGAAAAUCACCAUACAAGAGUGUUUGAGUGUGUGUGUGUGUGCGUGUGUGUGCCUGCGUGUGUGUAUGAUUGGUAUGCGAGGUGAUUGAUGCGGGGCAGUGAAGUCACGCGUUUGGAUUGACCAACCAAAUGAGCGUCGUCUGCCACGAAAGCACCGUUAGCCCCAGCCUCACUAUUGUGCACACAAUGCAAGGUUUUUCUACUCAAACUGAAAGGGAAGAGUACUUAUUUAUUUUAGCAUUUGUAUGUUUUUAAAGAAUAUCUUUCUAUUUGUAACAUCUUUGGAGUUGGAAGAAAAGGAAAAAAUGAGGAAAACUGAAACUGGCCUUGGCGAAUGAGGCCAUUUUUUUUAUUUAUUAUUGUAGUAAUUUUUACAUGUGUUUCUCCUUUUAAAAUUUUCAGUACUUGAACCUACUGUGAUGUUUUGAUUUCUACUCAAAUGAAGGACUAACCUGACAGAGUGUAGCAGGCCAAGGGCUCCUGUAGAACAUUCUAGAUCCUAAAACCAUGAACCGUAAAACUGUUUACAUAGACCCUGAUCUCCCAGCUGUUUAUAUGCUUCUCUUCAUAUCCAAACGAGAUGCAUUAAAUCUCUUUAUGCAAAAGUCCAUAUCAGUGUGUGUUUUGUAAUAUUUCAUUCACCGUUUUUGUCUGUUGUACAACGUUGGGCUGCACGUUGUGUCUUAUUAUCUUCAGUACGUUAAAGAACCGAACAAAUAAUCCUGUUGAUUUCCUGUCUUUCAAAUUCUGUCCCAGAAUGUCAUGACCUCUCUGCCAAAUGUAUUUUUGUCUCUAUGUCAACAAGACCGUUACAACAAGGCAAUAAACAGUCAGACCAUUGUUAUUCUUUGUUCCUCUUUUUUAUUUAAUAAUAAUAAAAGUUCAUGAUUCAACCAAAUCGCUGCAUUCACUCCUGAUGUGCAGAGAGAUACACAAUAAUAAAUGUAUUUGCAUAAUGUCAUAUAUUCUACAUUAUAUUAUUUGAAAGAUUUGUAUAAGUAAAAUGCCAAAAUGAUACAGUAACACAAAAAGUUUUAAUUUAUCAAACAUAUUAUAUUAAAAAAAGAUCUGAUGAACUUUGAUUCUAGCAUCCUAAUCCUUUUUAUCUUAGGCAAAUGAAGAAAUACUAAAUUAAUACUGCCAUCCAUAAAUUAUCAAUGGAAAACUGAAAUCAAUUUCAGAGAACAAAAUAAACUGUCUUCAUAAAGAUUUUUAAAUGAUGUUUUUACAACAGUUUCACUGUAAUAAAAGAAAAGUGUAUU
Molecule: messenger RNA, 3161 nt
Organism: Onychostoma macrolepis
Lineage: Eukaryota; Metazoa; Chordata; Actinopteri; Cypriniformes; Cyprinidae
Gene: pals2b
Product: protein associated with LIN7 2, MAGUK p55 family member b
Exons: 13
Coding region: 270-1889 (539 amino acids)
Cellular component (GO): plasma membrane; cell-cell junction
Molecular function (GO): protein binding
Source: RefSeq, a predicted model, not a curated record